UGGUAGGGGGUAAAGGCAGGAUUUAGGACACAGGACAGAUCAGUGUGUGUGUGUGUGUGUGUUUCAUGCUCUGCAGUGGAGGAAGGCAGAGGAAUAUCUGUGUGCAGAAGAGCACCAGGGAUUAUUUUUGGCAGAUGAGGAGGGUUUCUAUUUCUGUUCUUUGCCUUUGACUCAGGAAGCAGUCAGUGUGUGAUGGGAGAAAGAGAAAAGAAACAGUGUGUGAGCCAUAAACCAGUGUGAGAGUCAUCUGAGUAAAAGAGUGUCAGGACAUGGCAGUGCCUUUACCUCCUUGUGUCAUUGAUUAUGGGACUGGCUACACGAAGAUCGGUUAUGCUGGAAACACCGAGCCGCAGUUUAUCAUGCCAUCCUGCAUUGCGAUCAGAGAGACAGCUGGAGUUGGAGACCAGGCUCAGAGACGCCUCAUGAAGGGAGUGGAUGAUCUGGAUUUCUUCAUUGGUGAUGAAGCGAUCGACAAACCCAACUACGCAACCAAGUGGCCCAUCAGGCAUGGUAUCAUUGAGGACUGGGAUCUGAUGGAGAAGUUUAUGGAGCAGGUCAUUUUUAAAUACCUCCGAGCUGAGCCAGAAGAUCACAACUUCCUGGUGACCGAGCCUCCGCUGAACACACCAGAGAAUAGAGAAUGUUUAGCUGAGAUCAUGUUCGAAACAUUCAACAUUCCAGGCCUUUACAUCGCUGUCCAGGCCGUUCUGGCUCUGGCAGCCUCCUGGACGUCGAGGCAGGUUGGAGAACGAACGCUAACAGGAAUCGUCAUUGACAGUGGAGAUGGAGUCACGCAUGCGAUACCUGUGGCAGAGGGCUACGUGAUUGGGAGCUGUAUAAAGCACAUCCCUAUAGCGGGCCGAGACAUCACCUACUUCAUCCAGCAGCUCCUCAGAGAGAGAGAGGUCGGGAUUCCUCCUGAACAGUCGCUGGAGACCGCAAAGGCAGUCAAGGAGCGCUACUGCUACAUCUGCCCAGAUAUCGUAAAAGAGUUCACGAAGUACGACACCGACCCAGGAAAAUGGAUAAAGAAAUACAAAGGCAUCAACGCCAUCAGCAAAAAUGAGUUUCAUAUAGAUGUGGGAUAUGAACGCUUCCUUGGACCAGAGAUUUUCUUCCAUCCAGAGUUUGCCAACCCGGACUUCAUGGAGCCCAUUUCAGAUGUUGUAGAUGAGGUCAUUCAAAGCUGUCCGAUAGACGUGAGACGACCUCUUUACAAGAAUAUAGUGCUCUCUGGAGGAUCCACUAUGUUCAGGGACUUUGGUCGACGGCUACAAAGGGAUCUGAAGCGUGCAGUUGAUGCCAGACUCCGUCUCAGUGAGGAGCUGAGUGGAGGCAGGAUAAAGCCUAAACCAAUCGAGGUACAGGUGAUCACACAUCAUAUGCAGAGAUACGCUGUCUGGUUUGGAGGGUCCAUGUUGGCCUCAACGCCUGAGUUCUUCCAUGUAUGUCACACAAAGAAAGACUACGAAGAGCACGGUCCCAGUAUCUGUCGCCAUAAUCCAGUGUUCGGGAUCAUGUCCUAACGUUGGACGGUUACUAUAGAUGCAGUCCUGGAUUCAGUGUUAUGAUCAUCACUCUACCACUACAAAAGCAAAAAUUAUUUAGCAUGAGCUCAAAAAGGGAAUAUGGAACAAACAGAGAUUUCAUGUUAAUGACUGAAGCUCAAGAUAAGAAGCUACGGCUUCUUCAGAGUCUUGUACUUAUACAGCACAAAAACAGCAUCAGCAUCAGAAACACACAUCUCCAUCCAAGAGAGGCUGUACACGGUUGACUAUUUUAUUUACAUAAAUGUUACUUUUGUGUGAUCGGAAAUUUUCAGGAUGAUUUUAUGCAAACACUUUGCACAUGGCUUGAAGGUUGUUGUGAACACAGUGCACAUACACACGUAUAGACACUUCUGUAUUAUGUGACUAUUUGAAAAUGAGUUUAUAUUUGUAAUAGAGAUAAUAGUUUAUGAGGCAGGGACAGGAUAAAUAUUCACAUUAAAUAUUGCAUAGGUUUGAAAUAAUAUAUUCUUAAGGGGAGAAAAGAGGGUCUGGAUGGAAAAAGGGUAUUUAAACAGAGCUUAUUUAACUAUUUCUGUACAUUUAGAAAUGUAUAAGCAAUAUAAUUAAGCCUGUUUUUAAUUUUUUUUUAGUUGAACAGUGUCCUAUAUAGAAGUAAUAUGGAUCUGAAGGAGAACUCUGCUAUUCAAACCAGAAUGACAAUCUUUAAAACUACAAAAUUGAUCUGUCUCUGAAUAUUGCUUCUCUCUCUCUCUCUCUCUCUCUCUCUCUCACACACACCCAUCAGAUACCUUCUCCUGUAAUGAUUUUCUGUACAGAACCCUGACCAUCAGUGGUUAUGGUGGAUCAUGUGGUUAAGGCUUUGGCGCCAGAGCAGAAGAGCCUCAAACACACAUAUCUACGUUAUUUUAGGAUAUUGAUAUUCUCAUGCACUGCUGUCAUUAUGAUCUCAGAAGAUGAGGCGUAACCUUCUUAUACAAUGGACAGUAACCCACUAUUACCAACAGCAUCGUGUCAGUAAAUAUAUAUUGUCUAGACUGGGGGCUUAUUGGAAAGGAAACAGGAAUAAAGUCAUUCAAAUGAACCAAA
Neoarius graeffei (lesser salmon catfish) is the source of this 2597-nucleotide messenger RNA. It is a transcript of the gene actr3b, whose product is annotated as actin related protein 3B. Gene Ontology annotation, cellular component: actin cortical patch. The coding region runs from base 270 to 1526 and encodes 418 amino acids. Lineage: Eukaryota; Metazoa; Chordata; Actinopteri; Siluriformes; Ariidae. The record is from RefSeq and is a predicted model, not a curated record. Gene Ontology annotation, molecular function: actin filament binding. The transcript has 13 exons.